CAGUCCAAACACCUCCUAAAACAUUCAUACAGGACCCACAGUCUGGUGUUUCUAUCAAGUUCUGAGAGGAAGAAUAAAUCACACCCCUCCCACCGGCGCAAGAGGUGAAAUCAACGUGCAAAUAAAAAUCUCGAUACUCAAGUUGCGGCAAGCUUCAUCUGUUCUAGGUGGAUGUCCAAAAUGAAAAUGUCGAACGAAGAAAGACGUAACAGCAAGCUUGAAGAGGCACUCGAAGUGAAGUCGUUGAGGCGAAUCAUCAGCGCCUAUCUCAACUAUUCGGAUGCUGCAGAAGAGGAUGUUAAAAGGUAUGAAAGAUCCUUUAAGAAGCUUCCACCUGCCCACAAGGCUCUUUUGUCCCAUCUUCCUCUAAAAUUUCAAAGACUCAGACGGUGUAUAUCUAUAAAUUCAUUUUUCAUCUUGAACAUGCUUCAGGCAUUUGAGCCUCCACUUGACAUGAGCCAGGACAUAGACAUUUGUGAACAUGAAGAUCCAGAAAGUGCCCCUGAAUAUCAACUCCACUCUGGGGAGAGAAAUUUUUGUUCUUGUCAAUCAGUCUCUACUAGUGGAAGAAUGUCUUCUUCCAAAACUGAUCUCACUAGUCCUGAUUGUGGCAGAGAUCUGACUUGCAUCUCACUAAAAGGGAAGAGUAACAAUGAGGAGGUACGGAUGGAAAGUGUCUCUGAACCUGUGAAUGAAAGCCAGCCUGUGAACUCAGAAGAUAGCAAAGUAUCAAGUAGAGUUCAUGAUGAUGCCAGAAUUGUAAACAAUCAAAUGGAACUUUAUCCAACUUCUGAUUCCAAUGGAAAUGCAAGUGCACCCCCACGUGAUUGGCUGGAUCCAUCAUUACAAUUAAAUGUUCCAUUGGUGGAUGUUGACAAGGUCCGAUGUAUUGUAAGGAAUAUUGUUAGAGAUUGGGCACCAGAGGGACGGAGAGAGCGUGAUCAGUGCUAUAAGCCUAUUCUUGAAGAACUUGAUAGACUAUUCCCUUCUCGGUUUAAGGACAGGCCUCCUAGCUGUUUAGUUCCUGGUGCUGGACUUGGAAGGCUAGCUUUGGAGAUUUCAUGUAUGGGUUUCAUAAGCCAGGGAAAUGAGUUUUCAUACUACAUGAUGAUCUGCUCAAGUUUUAUGCUUAACCACACACAAAAUGCUGGGGAAUGGACAAUUUAUCCUUGGAUACACAGCAACUGCAAUUCUCUUUCGGAUAAUGAUCAACUUCGUCCUGUUUCAUUCCCUGAUAUACAUCCGGCUAGUGCAGGAAUAACUGAAGGAUUUUCUAUGUGUGGUGGUGAUUUUGUCGAAGUUUAUAGUGAUUCUAGCCAAGAAGGAGUUUGGGAUGCUGUAGUGACUUGCUUCUUCCUUGAUACGGCACACAACAUUGUUGAAUACAUCGAGAUCAUAUCAAGGAUCCUAAAAGAUGGUGGAGUAAGUUUAAGCUGUAAAGAAGUAUGGAUAAACUUGGGCCCCCUACUCUAUCACUUCGCAGAUGCAUAUGGACCAGAUGAUGAGAUGUCCAUUGAAAUUAGUUUGGAAGAUGUGAAGAGGGUUGCAUUCCAUUAUGGAUUUCAAUUAGAGAGAGAAAAGACUAUUGAAACUACGUACACUGCAAACUCUCGAUCCAUGAUGCAAAAUCGGUACUAUGCAGCAUUUUGGACGAUGACAAAGAAAGAAGCAAUUUCAAAGAAAAGGGAAACAAUAUAAAUAGAUUAAUUUGUCAUGAUAGAAGGCUACAAAUUAUAUUCUUGUCAAGCAAUGUAGUGGUUAAGAGCUGCUGAUGUUUAAUCGCAAGCAGUUGUUUAGUGUUGACUUCUUGUUUGAUGUCAUUAAACUGUUGAAGACUUGGUAAUACAUCACAAGGAUAUGGUUGAUUCAUCAAUUUGUUGAUAGGGUAAAGUGUAACCAUUAUCUACAUUUGAGCAAUAGCUGAACAUUUAAACAAGUAGAGGAAGAAAUGAUGACUUAAGCGACAUUA
Nelumbo nucifera (sacred lotus) is the source of this 1969-nucleotide messenger RNA. RefSeq lists its product as uncharacterized. Lineage: Eukaryota; Viridiplantae; Streptophyta; Magnoliopsida; Proteales; Nelumbonaceae. The record is from RefSeq and is a predicted model, not a curated record. Gene Ontology annotation, molecular function: S-adenosylmethionine-dependent methyltransferase activity.